AAAAAGAAUUAAUAAAUAGUAGUAAAUGUACCUGUAUUACUGGUAUGUUUCCAAUAUCUUGUAUGACACUAAAGCCCUUGAGUAGCGCAUAGACUGGAGUUGAUUUUACCAAAUUUAAUUGCAUUGGAAUUGCAAACCCUUUGUUAAGGUUGUUAAGGUUGUUAAAGAAGCAGUCCUUAAAGAUACAAAGUAUUAAUAUUUUUUGGGGGGAGGAGUACAUGUAAGUUAAAAAAUGGUCAUAGAUAAAACCAACCUUACUGUACAAGUGAAAAAUGUAAAGAAGGUCAUAAAGGAAAUACCAUGAGCAAAUCAAUCUCAAGUUAGGUACAAUGUAAAAUGUGCAAUAAAAUUUUAAAAACCAUGAGAGCUUACCAAAAUUUAUGGGAGUGAAGUCCUGUUGAUCCUGUUGCAUUUGAUUUUGAAAUGUUUAAACCCACUGUACUUGGUUAAGUGCCAUCCUGUUCUUUAACCUGGUAACUUUGGCUUUUAGUAAUUUACUUUCUGCCUUCUUUCUUUCUUGAAUACCCGUGUUAUGCAGGGUAUAAACUAUGUGACAAUGCGGGAGGUGUCUGCUUAAGGCAUGUCUUAGUUCCUGGCAUCAGUGGCCAUGAAUGCAGACACUUAAAACCACCAAUUGGAAGGAAAAGGUUUUGUGCAUGUCAUUUAAGACCUACAAUAUGGAGAACGUUCAAAGAGCUCUGUCUGAGCAAGCAUCUGUCCAGCUUCAUUUAACAAAAGCAUUCAGUGGUUCUAAAAAAAUUCAAGGCACUGUGCCUCAGCUGUCAGGUCGUGCUGCCCUGGAGGCCCCAAAAAUGAAGAAAGUUGCCUAGCAACGCUUUCUACGGUCAGAGAAUUUGUGGUGAUGGCGAAGGGAGAGCAACCAUUGAGUGUGAACUCGUAUGGAGUCCUAUUUUUGAGUCCUCGGACAGCGGCAUCCUCACUGUAAGAAUCUACGUCAGAAAGGUUCAUUUAUAACAUUCUAAAGUAACAGUACAAUGUGUCAGCAUUUUCAGCAUUCACUGUACAUUUAUUUGUUCUGUUUCUUACCAUUCAGUUACACAUUUUAUGUAUUUUCCGCUGUUAUUCCAAGUAAUUAGUUGCAGUUGUUUUCAUCUCACACCUGCUGCACCCGCUAUUGUGCAUUCCGUUUUGCAUGGAUGUCCUGAUUGGCCAGUUAUUAGUAUGUAUACUCUCCGCUGUCUCUUGAGUACCAUUCACGCUCGCAGUUCCAUACAGUUUAUUCAUCUUUCUGGUUUGUGUUUUCCUAUUCGUGUGAUGCCCAACGACCAAAAAGAGAGCGAAGGAUCAUCCGUUCCGGCUGAAGUAGGCCAAACAUUUUCAGGUGAUAGUGGAGGCAACUCAGCAGCCGUUGAUCAAGUCUUUUCCAUGUUUAAGGAUUUUCUUGAGAAAAAAUUAGAAGAUAAAGGAAAGCAAAUCGAACAAAGGAGUAAGAUAGAUAAAGAAGUUGUACAGCUAAAGUUCAAAGGUAACCAGAAACAAUUUGAGCUUAAUGCCGAAUUAGAUGCCAUUUUUGGAAGCAUUGAAACCGAAAGUGAAAGCAUCGAGCCAAAUUCGUCGCAGAUCAAGAAACUUUCCCAACAAGGCAGGCAACGUAUUCGAAAGCGACAGAAGCUGAUAAAAAUCGCUGAUAAAAGUAGGGACGGCUGGCAGGUUGUAGUCGAGUACGAGUCGGACGAGCUUGCAUCCGGCUCCGAAGAUGAAAAGCGUCUUAAGAAGGCAAGAGAAGCGGCGAGCCGCAAGAGGCGUCAAAAGGAACAACUCUCCAGUGAUCGUGGAAAGAAACCAAGAAUUGCUUUGGGCGCUGAUAAUCAGCUUUUUCGUGGUAAGAAAAAGAGCCCCCUCUUUACUUUGUAUAUUCAUAUGUGUUUUGGAUCCGCUUGCAUGAAUCAGUCACUUCAGUUCCAACUGAAGAACCUGGUAAUGUAUAAGGUCCACAAAGUUGUAGCGAAGAUUCCAAAAGGCUAA
Molecule: messenger RNA, 1986 nt
Organism: Orbicella faveolata
Lineage: Eukaryota; Metazoa; Cnidaria; Anthozoa; Scleractinia; Merulinidae
Source: RefSeq, a predicted model, not a curated record